Ostertagia ostertagi is the source of this 1464-nucleotide messenger RNA. Lineage: Eukaryota; Metazoa; Nematoda; Chromadorea; Rhabditida; Trichostrongylidae. The record is from the annotation of a GenBank genome assembly.
AUGCAGUAUCUGGAGGAUAUCAUAGAAUUGGUCGAAGAUUUACCGGAAGAGAUUGGCAGAAGAUUCGAACAGAUGAGAAAAUGGGACAAUGAUGUGGAAAGACUUCGACUGGAAUGUAAAUAUGCAGCUAAACGUAUUAUGGAGGUUAGAGAGACUUCUCAACCAAUGAGAGAAAAAAUAUUGAUGGAGCUUGCUGAUAAGUAUCGCCUGAUCCAUCGGUUAAGUGAGAGGAAAUUGGAUCUUGCCAUCAGAAGUGAACGUUUAAUGAGUGCGGUUCUUGAGAAGGUGGCUGAUUCAUCGUAUUUGUGUAAGAUAGAGCUGGAAGUUGAUAACCCAGGAUGCACUGAAGCAAUAGAAAAAAAUUUCUGCCGCAUGCUCGGGCUCAAACCGACUUCAUCACACUUAACUUCUUGUAAUGUAGAAUUUGAACCAAUGGAAGAUGUGAAGUCAAUAACGCAUGGUCAGCAGCAUGACGUCAAUGGAGAAUUGACUUCCGCAUUUGAUCUCAAAGAUCCUGCUUUAUCAAGUAUAAACGGCAAACCAGAUAGGGAACGAUUUGGAAGUCCUUCACCAAGGGUUACUCCAUGUGACAGUCCUCAGCCCACUUCAACUUCUGCAUCGAGGUUAAAGAAGAGAAAGUACAACUCUGGUACUCCGCCACCAACUGUUUCGAACUAUACGCGUAGGAAGCAAGAAAGAGAGAGGGAGCGAAUGAAGCUGAAUAAAAUACAUGCUGCUCGUCAGGAAGAAUAUCGACGCAAACAGCAGAAAAUGGCAAUGGCGUCGGAACCAGAUCUGGCUUCAUUUUCCGGAGGUACAAAUGACUCUGGUCUUGGUGGCGUUCUUGAUGAGGACGUUGCAUUGUCCGAGGACGUUAAGUGGAAAGAGCAAGAUCCACUUGGGUCAGACGACGAUUUCGAUGCAAAUGAUGUGUUGGGCUUGUUCCCAUCGCUACCGUCACCUCCUAGAGAAAUAAUGGAGUCCUUGAAGGAGGAUUCUCUGUUUCCUGAUGAUGACUUUAUGGGUUAUGAAACACACGCAACGACCUUCCCUCAAUCGCCUGCUAUGCAAGGCCUUCUGUUGGACUCUGCUGCGUCGUCGCCUUCACCUUCGACCAGCGCUUCUUCAUGGGAUCGAAAGAAGAGAACAAGCAUCUCUUUCGGAAACGUGAACGAAACCACUAGUCUACACGGACGUCCGAGGAAAAUGACAGAACGGGCUGUGGAACUCCUUCAAAAUCAUAAGGAUCGGGAAAAAUUCAAGAGAAGUGGAGUCAAAGCAGAGUCGGUCGAUGGAGAAGGCAAUGAGAGAUGGUGUUUCUGUAGAGAGGUGUCAAGCGGUAGUAUGAUAUGCUGUGAUGAUCCGGACUGUAAAUAUCAAUGGUUUCAUUUCGAAUGUGUUGGUCUAGUUGUGGAACCGAAAGGACAAUGGUUCUGUUCCGAGUGUUCUAUGAAAAAACGCUAA